This is a messenger RNA of Erigeron canadensis, 711 nucleotides long. RefSeq lists its product as uncharacterized. Bases 1 to 711 code for a protein of 236 amino acids. Gene Ontology annotation, molecular function: nucleic acid binding. Lineage: Eukaryota; Viridiplantae; Streptophyta; Magnoliopsida; Asterales; Asteraceae. Gene Ontology annotation, biological process: DNA integration. The transcript is spliced from 2 exons. The record is from RefSeq and is a predicted model, not a curated record.
AUGAGCAUUACCGUGCACAAUAGUCUGAAGGACAGGGUGAUUGGGGCACAAGUAGAAGCAAACAAGAAGGAGAAUGUUGACAGGGAAGGAUUGGGAGGUGUGAUAGAACAGUUCACUCGAAGAGAUGAUGGAGGACUGUACUUUUGUGAUCGAUUGUGGAUACCAUUGUAUGGAGGACUAAGGAAGCUGAUAAUGGACGAAGCACACAAGGCAGGAUAUUCUGUCCACCCAGGGAUAGAUACGAUGUAUCAAGACUUGCGAGAUUUAUUUUGGUGGCCAGGAAUGAAGAACGACGUGACGGUUUAUGUGAGCAAGUGUCUAACGUGCUUGAAGGUUAAGGCAGAACAUAAGAAGCUAGGAGGACUGUUAACACAACCAGAGCUUCCCACCUACCAUCCGCAGUCAGACGGACAGAGUCAGAGAACGAUUCACACACUAGAAGAUAUGCUAAGAGCUUAUGUCAUAGACUUCGGAGGAAGUUGGGAUACUUACCUCCCAUUAGUCGAAUUCUCAUAUAAUAACAGCUAUCACGCAAGUAUUGGAUGUCCACCUUAUGAAGUCUUGUAUGGAAGGAAAUGUCGAUCCUCGCUUGCAUGGCACAGAGUGGGAGACAUGCAACUAAUAGGUCCAGAGAUCAUCCUCGAAACUACCAAAAGAGUUGCUCCGAUCAAGGAGAAUCUUCUAAAAGCAAGAGACAGACAAAAGAAAUAA